AUGCCUUCUGCAACUCGACCAAGAAGUGACGACUCAGAAAGAUCCACAGCACCAACUGGUGCCGCUUCCACUGCCGGAUCACAUCGUGGGUCUUCAGAAGAAGAAGCACCGAGGCGUGCACCGUACCCGGCCUAUCCGCCGGGACCGUAUCCCUACCCGCCACCAGUGUACUGUGUAAUGCCGGCGCCAGUGAAUCUCACUCCAGGACCGAGAUUCUUCUAA
Molecule: messenger RNA, 222 nt
Organism: Ostertagia ostertagi
Lineage: Eukaryota; Metazoa; Nematoda; Chromadorea; Rhabditida; Trichostrongylidae
Source: the annotation of a GenBank genome assembly